Hemibagrus wyckioides is the source of this 2225-nucleotide messenger RNA. RefSeq names its product CD209 antigen-like protein E. The coding region runs from base 100 to 945 and encodes 281 amino acids. NCBI's taxonomy places the organism in Eukaryota, Metazoa, Chordata, Actinopteri, Siluriformes, Bagridae. The transcript has 6 exons. The record is from RefSeq and is a predicted model, not a curated record.
CACUGACAGAUGAAAACUGCAGUUUAGUAAAGAGACCUGGACUUAAAACGGACUGUUUACAGCCCCAUUGUUUGAUUGUUUGUAAAGAAGAAAAGAGAAAUGGAGAUGAGUAAAGAAGAAUGUGCAAAGUCAGGAACUUCAGAAGACAACAAAUCAGCUGACUUAAAGGACAGUGAGGAUUCAUAUGAAGAUAUGACCGGAUAUCAAAAGAGAACUUCAGACACUACAAGGACCAAAUGUCACAGACUGACUGCAGUGUGUUUGCUGCUACUGUGUGUUCUCCUGCUAUCUGUCAUCACAGUCCUGUGGAUCAAAUACAACAUCCUGAAUACAGAAAGCAACCAGCUACAGACCAGUUACAACAAGCUGACUAAAGAGAGAGACCAGUUACAGACCAGUUACAACAAGCUGACUAAAGAGAGAGACCAGUUACAGACCAGUUACAAUGCCCUGACUAAUGAAAGAGACAAGUUACAGCAGGAGAGAUCUGCACUGCACAGUGUGCUGUUAAAAUUUGGAUGGAGAUUUUUCAACACAAGCAUUUACAACAUUUCUGCUGAAAAGAAGAGCUGGACUGAGAGCAGACAGGACUGCAGGAACAAAGGAGCAGAUCUGGUGAUCAUAAACAGCAGAGAGGAACAGGAGUUCAUCAGCAAAUAUUUUGGCAGUAGUGAAGCUUGGAUUGGUCUGACUGACUGCUCUGAGGGGAAAUUUAAAUGGGUGGACGGUUCACCACUGAACACUAAGUUCUGGUGGGAUGGAGAUCCAAAUGAUUUUGAACAGAAAGAGGACUGUGUUAUAACAGGCUAUGCAAAGGCUGAGUCUAACAUGUCGACCUGGGCUGAUUAUCCCUGUGACUUCCCUGUAGUUGGGAUUUGUGAGAUGAAAGCUAACCUCACUAAGGUCCUGGAGCGAGAGACAGAGAGAGAAAGAGAGACAGAGUGAGAGAGAUCCAUAAAUUGUCAGUUGUGGUUUUUGUGGUUUAGCAUUGUUUCCAUAUAUAAGGUAAUUAACUGGGACGUACACACAGAUGCACGCAAAUACCAAACUCAUAUGUGUCAGUUGCUUCUUUAGAAAAGAUUUUCAUUGAAAUGUUUGUACAUUGUACAUCGUUGUUACUGUAUUUCAGAUAAAUGAACAAAAACAAUAUCAUCUACUUUUUUUUUUUUACCUGGAGUGAAGUCAUGUUCUUGCAUUUCCACCAUUUUGUAGUAUUCUGAUAUUCGCUUCUCUCUGUUUUAUUCAUGUCAAGCUAAACCUGGUCUGUUCAAUCCAAACCUCCUCACCUUGUUUAUGUGUGUGUGUGUGUUUAUUAUUUAAAUUUAUAUUUUUCCAUAUGCACACCAUACGUGGAACCCAGCCCAGAAGAAUCAGGGCACAUGGUGGGGGACAACCUGUAUGGGGUGCCAACCCUUUACAUGGCACAAUCACACACACACACAUGUGGUGGUUUCAAAGGUUGAUAAAUAAGUGGGAAAAAGUGGGAAAAGUGGUGAAUAAAUUAUAUUCAAGUAGCAGUGAAUUUGAGGCAAGAGAAUGUGGUUUUUGAGUGCAUUUUGUAGUGUGAUCUGUGGCGAUUGGUUUUCCCUGCUCAGCCAGAGUGAUGCAUUGGUUGGUUGUUUUUCCUUGGGGGGUUUUCACCUGUUUGGGAAGGGGGGAGUCAGAGACUCUGAUUGUAAAGCAGCAGCUCCGUGUUUUGUGUUUUAUCCACUAUUCACAUCUCCCCUCAUCAGGUAUGAAAUGCAUGAAAAUGUAAUAAGAAUAUAUUCUUAGUGCCUGGAAGUUUUGAGGAAUGCAAAUCCUUUAAAGGGUAAAUAUGUUGUUGUUUUUGGAUGUAUACAAGUUUACACACCGCGUGUGCUAAUCACCCACUCUAUGCUAACGAUGGAGACAACGUGUUCAGUGAUUACGAUGUAAUGGAUUUAAGCCAAAUACAAAUAUAACAUUUUUGUGAAAAACGCAACAACAAUGGUUUAUCAAUUACAAAUGUGUGUUCUGAAAGUUGUUGAUUAAAGAGUUUCAUAGACAUUCCUGUUAAAAUGUAUACAUAAAACGACUGUAACACUCCAUUAAGUUGAGCGUACAUUAUGUUGGUAUGUAUUGAAAAUGCAUUUAAGAAGUAAUUACUGAUACAGAUUAUCGUAUGCAGUUAAUAUGUUUGAAAUAACAGUCGAAGGAAAGUACUAAGUACAUGUUGCCUUAAAAAUGUAUUUCAUGCAAGUUCU